AUGAUCUCCAUCAACAUCGACAACCUUCUGCCAACGUCUCAGAAGAUCACGGAUUUCUUUGGCGUAGAACUCCAGCGACUUGGAGUUCAAGAAAGCCCGAAGGCCUCUGAAAUGGACAUUCCAGGCGGUAAAAAACAACAUUUUCGACACCUUCUUUACUUCGCCUUUCGCCGAGGUCAAAAAGCCACCGAAGCUGCUCGGGAUAUUUGCGCCGUGUAUGGAGAGGAUGCUAUAACUGCGAGGACUGCUCGAAAUUGGUUUGCCAAAUUCAAAAAUGGCAAUUUCGACCUGGACGACUCUCUCCGCUCUGGUCGACCUUCUGACUUCGACGAGGAUAGUCUCAAAGCGCUUUUGAAGGAAGACGGCCGUCGAUCAAGUCGGGAAUUGGCCGAGAAGAUGUAUUGCGACCAAAAGACAAUUUUGAACCAUCUUCACUCGAUGGGAUUUGCCGAAAAACAUCCUGCUUCACGACAACGCACGGCCUCACACAGCAAACAUCGUCAAAGCCGCCCUCCAAGAGCUCGAUUGGGAAGUCCUUCAGCACCCACCGUACUCUCCGGACCUUGCGCCAACAGAUUAUCACCUUUUCCGCUCGCUGUCGAACCAAAUGCGAGGUGUUACCUUCGACAACAACGAGGACCUCGAAAAUUGGCUCAACAACUUCUUCGAGUCCAGGCCCGGCGGUUUUUGGCAAAACGUUGUCCACCAGCACCAGCUUGUACUCCUUGCCCUGCUCCUGCACCAUGUGCUCCAGCAGCUCCUCCAGCAUAUCCUCCACCAGCUCCUCCAGCAUAUGCACCUCCUCCGCCACCACCUCCUCCACCUCCAGCAUACGCACCUGCUCCACCACCCCCUCCUCCGGCUGCUCCUUCGUACCCCGUGGCUGGUGGUGGUAUUGGUGGUGGUGGUAUUGGUGGUGGUGGUAUUGGUGGUGGUGCUGGUGGAGGAGCUGUCGGCGGUGGUCCAGUCUAUAUAAUCGUUCCUGCAAUUUCCACCGGAGGCAUCGGAGGUGGUGGCGUUGGAGGAGGCGGUAUUGGAGGUGGCGGCAUCGGAGGUGGCGGCUAUGUUACUUCACCUGGAGGUGGCGGCAUUGGAGGUGGCGACAUUGGAGGUGGCGGCAUUGGAGGUGGCGGCUAUGUUCCUUCACCUGGAGGUGGUGGCAUUGGAGGUGGCGGCAUUGGAGGUGGCGGCUACGUUCCUUCUCCUGGAGGUGGCGGCAUUGGAGGUGGCGGCUAUGUUACUUCACCUGGAGGUGGCGGCAUUGGAGGUGGCGACAUUGGAGGUGGCGGCAUUGGAGGUGGCGGCUAUGUUCCUUCACCUGGAGGUGGUGGCAUUGGAGGUGGCGGCUACGUUCCUCCUCCUGGAGGUGGCGGCAUUGGAGGUGGCGGUGGUGGCGGUUACGUUUCUCCUGGCGGUGGCGGUGGUGGUGGCUACAUUCCUCCAAGCGGCGGUGGUGCUUAUGCUACGACAGGAAAGAAGUAG
Necator americanus (New World hookworm) is the source of this 1482-nucleotide messenger RNA. RefSeq lists its product as uncharacterized. Bases 1 to 1482 code for a protein of 493 amino acids. The transcript is spliced from 3 exons. Lineage: Eukaryota; Metazoa; Nematoda; Chromadorea; Rhabditida; Ancylostomatidae. Gene Ontology annotation, biological process: mitotic DNA integrity checkpoint signaling; DNA integration; double-strand break repair via nonhomologous end joining. The record is from RefSeq and is a predicted model, not a curated record. Gene Ontology annotation, cellular component: condensed chromosome; site of double-strand break; nucleus. Gene Ontology annotation, molecular function: DNA topoisomerase binding; single-stranded DNA binding; double-stranded DNA binding.